AGAGAGAAGAGAGAGCGAGAGUCGGUGGGAGAGAGAAAGGGAGAAGAAGAGGAGGAGGAGGAGGGGAGGAGGGGGUGAGAGGCAGGAGAGGAGGAGGGGAGGUGGGGGUGAGAGGCAGGAGAGGAGGAGGGGAGGAGGGGGUGAGAGACAGGAGAGGUGGAGGGUGGAAGAGACUCGAGCCGCCCGUCCAGCUGCCAGUCAGACGCGCCGGGCGGUCGAAGAAGGUACACGCCCGCGACUACCAGCGAUUCCUCUUCCCUUCCGCCUCCACCGCCAUCGCCUCGCCCUCCUCGGGGCCUGCAGCGCCAUGAGCACCUGGACGCUCGUCUGGGAGGGAGGAUAGGCCCCCGGGGGAGCCACUGCCGGUGAAGGAGACGGAAGAACGAGCGGCAUCUUCGGUAUUGAGGGACGUCACUUCAUUGCUUGGUUCGUUAAAGUGUUAUUCGGUGACUUAAGUGUUCAGUGAUUGUUCCCGCCGCCAAAGGAAGCAAGAACCCGACUUGAGAACCUGCUGAAGACUUGUGGAAGGCGAAAAGAAGAGUGAUAUAUACAUCCACUUCGUUCAUUGGUUCGUUUACGUGUUAUUCGGCGACUCAAGUGUUAGUGAAUUGUUCCCGCUGCCACAAGAAGCGAGAACCCAGCUUAGGAACCUGCCGAAGACUUGUGGGAGGAGAAAAGAGGACUGGUAGAAACAUCCAUUUCAUUUUUAGAGACGAGCAGUUCGUUCUUUAGUUCGUUUUGUGCCAUUUUCUGUUACUCAGUGUUCAUGACGGCUCACGACGGCGACACGGGUGAAGGUUCAGCUUGAUGUUACUGUGCAGAGCGAGAGGGAGACCGAUACACAAGCAGUGACUACAAAAAGGGAGACGGACGGUUUGUUCUUCAGUUCGUUUGAUGUUUUCUCCACGACUCGGUGCUUGUGACUCCUCUGGAAGGCAACCCCGACGAAAAACCGACUUGAGGACCUACUUAGGACUCCUGGAAAGCUAGCAAGAGACGAAGAUACAAACAGGAGUCUCGAAAUAAAAGGACAGUUUGUUUUUUUACUUCGCUUGUAUUUUGGGCGACCGAAUGUAAACGACAGAACCCGGUGGCGACAUGGGCGAGAAUCUGACUUAACAAGCAAGUGCAAAGCGAAACGGAGAUACAAACAGCAACUCCGGGGUAAGAGAAUGACAUUUUAGUCUUUAGUUCUCGCGUCCUUUCCGUAGAGCGAGUGUUCACGACUUUUAUGUGCGGUAAAAACGGGUGAAUAUACAACUUAAAUCUAGUGCAAAACACGUUAAGCGGAUUUUACGGCGAACGAGGUUAGUCUUGGGUACAUUCUGGUGUAUAUAAGGACAUGUAGAAGCCACCUCAGACCUCCUCCGGGACGUGAAUAAGACCAACAAGUGUGAGUGAUGUAAAAAGUGCGACUGCGACAGACUCCCCAAGAGCCCACCAGCGCCCCAACCAGUCAGGCACCACACAGACACUCACCAUUCCGACCCUCCUGUACAGUUCCGUAGCCCCGUCUAGUCCACGCACGGUAGGUUUAAUGUUAGCAAUCGCGUUUUAAUAGACCGUGACCUCUCCCUAAUCUGUCUGGCGCAUCGUCGGCGUGCAGGCAGUUCACUUCGUCGUGUGUAUAGCAUCAAGGAGCCCCACAACCACUCCCCCGUGACCCCGACCGCCCAGCCCAGCCCAGCCCAGCCCUGCCCCGUCACCCCAACCAAGCCGCUACACUUCUCACGUCACAUCGCUGCUCCUUUUUGGUGUUCCGUGUCGUGUGUUUGUGUCCGAUAUGUUUCAGUGUUAGUGACUCCCCCCGAACCCUAAACUAACUCGUCCUUCCCCGACUAAAGGAGGAAGGAAACGAAAAUUGGAACCCAUUUACAGACCCAAGGUUGCGAUUUACGUAGAAGACACAGUAAAGAAGGAAGGAAAAUAAACUUUGGAACUCAUUUACAGACCCAAAGUUGCGAUUUACAUAGGACAAGACGCGCAGUAAAGGAGGAAAAGAAACAAAACUUCGAUUCAACUUACAGACUCAAGGUUGCAAUACACAUAGGACGAGGAGCACAGUCACACACACGCUUAUGCACUUUGACCCCGACUCUCCUCGCUGUUCUGUGUGUUACGUGCGUGUGUCGUAAACCGUAAUAUUAGCGUUAAGAACUCCUGCUCCCACACCACACACACCAAACACGAACACACUCAAAACGUUACUUAGCAUACAAGGUGUUCGGCGGCAAAUGUUCCUGACGUACUAAAUAUCAAAAUCGUGAGAAACUCUUCGUGUUGUUGUAUUCUAAGGGGAUGACACGCCUUCAAAGGACAAACCGGGGAUAAAAAACACAUACAAAAAAGGACGUUACGUGUUGUGUUAUAAGGUUAGGACGCGCCUGGAAGAAUCAAACAACACAGAGUUAAGGAGACAUUGCACUGUCGGCGUAAGUGCUAUCAAAGGGACCCAACGUUGCCCCCAAACCCAAAAAACGUUACGAGUUGGUCUUAAGGAGAGGACGCAUCUGAAAGAGUAACACAGCAAACAGACUGACGGAGACAUUUUACCGUGGGCGUUUAGUGUUUUCAAAGGAGCCCAACGCUGUCCCCUUCAUCCCCCACCCCCCAAACCACAUCCCCCGCCCACCCCACGCCCGGAAGGCCCCACUCAACACACCGCCGGAGGGAGAAACACGCCCCCCCUUCAGAAACAGUCAAAUAGCUUAGAACUAGAACAGUGCAACACAAAGCAACACUCACCAGGGCGGAGAACACUGCCGACCACCACUUGAAGGAGUACAAACGAGGCUUCCGGGGCGCUUAAAACCUUACCUGAAACGAAGCAUCAAAAAGAGGUGUAGCCGCCAGCAUGACCCUCCAGCACGCCGCUCACCUGGUGCUACUCGCCCACCUCCUCACCUGCCCAGUGUUCCCGGUGUGGGCGGCAGGUGGGCUGUGGGCGUGGGAGAGGGCCGCCCGCCACGUGGUUCCCGAGCCCACCGUGCCGGGACCCACCCUGCCGCCCGUGUUCGACCCCCGGGUGUCCAACAACGUCACGGUCACGGCUACCAAGACGGCGAGGCUCUCCUGCGUCGUGCACAACCUCGGCAACAACUCGGUGUCUUGGAUCCGGCACCGCGAUUUGCACAUCCUGUCGGUGGGUUCGCAGACCUACACGAGUGACGACAGGUUCGAGGCGGUGCCCCAGGCCGCUAAGGGGGACUGGAUGCUGAGUAUCAAGUACGCCCUCCCGCGGGACUCCGGCCAAUACGACUGCCAGGUGUCCUCCACGCCCCCCACUGCCCGUACCGUGCACCUCACUGUUAUCGAGCCCCGGGCAAAGAUCCUGCGGGCCCCUGAGAUGCACGUGGGCCUGGGCUCCCCUAUCAACCUGACCUGCGUCGUCGCCUACUCCCCCGAGCCCCCGGACUACCUGCACUGGUACCACAAGGAGAAGAUGGUACGCAAGGACGGGGAUCGGGUAUCAGUGCGGACCAAGCUGGGCCGCCGAAGCCUCAGUCAGCUGGUGGUGAAGCGCGCCCGCCCAGCAGACGCGGGCGUGUACACCUGCAGCCCCGCCCACGCCCUCGAGCACUCCAUCACCGUGCACGUCCUCACAGGGGAGUACCCGGCCGCCAUGCAGGGGGGUUCCUCCGUCACCUGCGCGGGCCGCCGUCGCUGGGCCCUGCUGCUCACCGCCCUCGUCACCCUGUCCACCUCGGUCUUACUAACCUAUUUUUAUAUGUAAAUAACAAUGUUUUACAGAAAUAC
Messenger RNA from Eriocheir sinensis (Chinese mitten crab), 3756 nucleotides. Its product is annotated as zwei Ig domain protein zig-8-like. The transcript is spliced from 7 exons. Gene Ontology annotation, biological process: synapse organization. The record is from RefSeq and is a predicted model, not a curated record. Gene Ontology annotation, cellular component: neuron projection membrane. The coding region runs from base 2855 to 3733 and encodes 292 amino acids. Lineage: Eukaryota; Metazoa; Arthropoda; Malacostraca; Decapoda; Varunidae.